This is a messenger RNA of Carassius gibelio (silver crucian carp), 2179 nucleotides long. RefSeq names its product major facilitator superfamily domain containing 8-like 2 (gene mfsd8l2). Gene Ontology annotation, molecular function: transmembrane transporter activity. Gene Ontology annotation, biological process: transmembrane transport. The record is from RefSeq and is a predicted model, not a curated record. Lineage: Eukaryota; Metazoa; Chordata; Actinopteri; Cypriniformes; Cyprinidae. Bases 342 to 1790 code for a protein of 482 amino acids. The transcript is spliced from 12 exons.
AAUGAGGAGGGAGAUCAUGCAGCAUUUAUCUUCAGCUCAUGAGUGGGACCUGACUGAUCAUAUUCGAGGAAAAGGGAUCCACUGAACAAUGACAGCGUGUUUGCGUAAAAUCAUCAAAACCACAUCUUAAAUUCUAAACUCGCCGACACCACAUGGUUGAAACUUUUUCGUGUGCUGAAUAAUAAAUUUGCCUUGACCCACAAAAAAAGAGACAUAGCCUACAGUAAGAUGAGGUUACAUACCAGAGUCAGUAAUGGAGAACAUCAUCCUUCUCAUUACAAUAAUUGGACCGUGGGGAAGAGGAAUGAUCAAAUGCUGAGAAAAUAACCUACAGAAACUCUAUGAUGGAUUACAGACAAAAAAGAAAGCUGUCUUUUCUUACUAUUGGAUUAAUAUUUCUUUUGAGUGGUGUGGAAUACGCUGUCAUUCUGCCCACUAUAUGGAGAUAUCUGCAGCUAUUAGAGGCACCACCUUAUUUUCUUGGCUUGGGUCUAUCUGCGUUCAGCUUCAGUGCGCUGGUUUCUGGUCCAGUGUUUGGUCACUGGUCAGACAAGACCAGAGCUACAAAGACCAUCAUCCUUUUCUCCAAUGUGUUUGAAAUUGUGGGAAACUUCAUGUAUUUUAUGGGAUAUUCAAAAUGGCUUCUUCUGUCCAGCCGACUUGUUGCAGGUAUUGGAGCAGGAGCGGGUUCCUCGAUUUUUGGAUUCCUCACACGCACUACUCUCCCUGAUGAGCGAGCUGGAGUCUUUGCUGCUGUCAUGGCGUGCCGUCAGGCCGGACUUCUGAUCGGUCCUGCUUUCAAUAUCUUCCUAAGGUUGUGUGAUUUCAAACUGGGUCCAUUUGUUGUAAAUAAGUACACCUCGCCUGGGCUCUUCAUGUGCGGGAUGUGGGUGCUUAUGCAGUUUGCAGUAAUGGUUCUGUACUGGGACAUCCCACCACUGGACUCCUUCCCUGAGCAGCACAUGCCUCUCAGAGAGGUCAGAGGUGAAGAAGAUGAGCCGCUCAUGAGUCUAGAGGAUGAGCGCAUGGCUGCAGCAGAGGACUCGUAUGACUCCGUCAGUCCAGAACAGACAGAGACCCAGCUCUCAUCUGAACUCCCACCUUCUCCUCCAGAUUCACCCUCUCUAGACACCUCUGACCCCUUUGAAAACUUCAGUGCCAGUCAAGAGUUUCUGAGGGAGGAGGUGGUGGUUCUCCUCACCGCUCAGUUCAUCACUCUCUUCAAUCAGACAGCACUCGAGACCAUGGUGACCCCUCUGACGCAGAAGUACUUUGGCUUGGGUGAGCUGGGGAACAGUGUGAUGUACAGUCUGUGUGGGGUGGAGGUAAUUGCAGGCUUCUUCCUGGUGCGCUGGCUGAGCCGUGUGCUGGAGGACCGGGUGGUGCUGGCGGUGGGGCUGCUCAUCUGCAGCGUGGCUUGUGUCUGGUGCCUCAUCUUUCUGGCCAAUCCACAAGGUGGCUUUGCAUUCGAGUUGAUUGAGUUCAUCAUCGGAGUGUUCCUGCAGUUACUAGGACUUCCUUUCGUUGCAGUGUCUCAGGUGUCUCUCUUUUCUAAGGUUACAGCUGAGAAAACACAAGGCUUUAGUCAGGGUGUACGGCGUUCAGUCGGGGGUCUUGCCACCAUUCUCGGGCCCCUGUGGGCAGGGGGUCUAAUAGGAAAUCUAUAUGUGAUGCUGGGUAUGAUGAUGCUCCUACUGACCCUCAUCAUGAUCAUGAUGGUGUUGUCCUAUGAGAAGCUGGUGGAGCCGCCCAGGGUGGAGCAUGCAGAGGACUCAGAGAACGGAGGAUAGACGCCACCCUUCACUACACACGAUACAGCACAGAUCAAGAGCCCCUCUCUCUGCGGUCUGUCUGCCAAAGUUGAGCGCUCGUGUGGGGCUGUACAGAGCAGAUGCUGAAACAGUGGGAGAUAAGAGACCCUGCCAGGACUAGCAGACCGCAAACAGCGAGAAGGGCGAACACACAACCACACACACACACACACACACACACACGCACACACACACACAUACACACACACACACUUAGUAUGUUUGGCAUAACGUAUCCUUAAAUCUGGCAUAGUUUUGUUAAAUACUGCAGUUUUUAUAUUAAUCAUUUCUGAUUUCAUUUAGCAUAGUCAACGUAUUUACUGUGUGACUCUUUUAAUGUAAAUAAAUGGUUUGAGGAUCUCCUGAUA